This is a messenger RNA of Symbiodinium necroappetens, 1407 nucleotides long. Lineage: Eukaryota; Dinophyceae; Suessiales; Symbiodiniaceae. The record is from the annotation of a GenBank genome assembly.
AUGACCUUCAGUGCGGAUAUCAUCGCAAGCUUUAACACGGCCAUCCCUCGUGGCGACGAUGUUGAUGUUGAUGACGCCAAGGAGACUCUCAUUGUCGAGCGCCGGGUUAUUGCCAUUACAUACCUCAGGGGGUGGUUUGUGCUUGAUUUCAUCAGCACGGUACCCUGGAGCCGCAUAGUCGACACCAUGGUGGGACCUGGCGGUGGGCCCAUGGUCACCGUGGCAAAACUUGCCAAAGUGUUGAAAUUUAUUCGCAUAAUCCGCUUGAUGAAGAUGCUUCGCGCGAAGAAGCUGAAAGACAUUUGGGAACAGGUGGAGAAGCGAAUCGGUUCAGUUGCCAUCGUGCAGGGGAUGAUGCUCAUCCGCGUGUUGCUGGUAGUCGUUGGCAUUUGCCAUUGGAAUGCGUGUCUCUUCUGGAUUGUCGGGGCAAGAGAGAGCAUCGUCACGGACUUCAUGCCUACGACUCUGAAAGAUCAGUUCGAUCGCAUGCCACAUUGGACGACCAUCUCCAGGAGCGAUGCCCCAGAUCUGGACCCAUGGACCUAUGAAAGAAAGCCAAUGUUUGAGCAAUACAUCUUCUGCUUCUACUGGACUCUUGGGGUCAUGCGAACUAUGCCAGCCGAAGUGACUCCAGUCAACGCCGUCGAGCGUGUCUUCGUCCUCUGCUUCAUGUUCUUUGCAUUAUCAGCUUUUGCCGUAUCCGUUGCCUCCCUGACGCAAGCCUACUUCAAAAUCAGUGAGCGUGGCCGGAGCUUUAAUGAUGAGAUGUUCGCAAUCCGCAUGCACCUCCACAAACUUCGUGUAGAGGAGACAUCACAGCGGAAGAUCAAGGAGUACCUCUACCACAAGUUCACCCGCCGGCGGAUCAUGGCCAAGGAGGCGAACUUACUCAAAGAGCUCCCUACAGCUCUCAAGGAGGAGGUGGAGAAUGCAAAGGUGCUCCAGCAGGUGCACCAUCUUCCAUGUAUGCAAGGCUUGUCCAAAGACGCGCUCAAACAAGUUUGCAAAAGUGCAGAAUUCCUUGACAUUUUGCCGGGCGAACAUCUGGUUUGCGCUGGAGAUGUCACACACUGCGCCUGGGUCGUUUGCUCUGGGACUAUCAAAGUUGAGGAUGUAAUGGGACACAAGUGCGUUGUGGAUGGAGAUCCGCCUGUGAUUAACGGAGAAUGCCUUCUCACACAGGAGCCUUAUCGAUCACCCACCACCGUUGUGACCACGAGCACCUGUGAGCUAUACAAGCUAGAGAAGACGAAGUUCUUCGAAAUUGCAGCCCACCACUUGACGAAGCAGCCCAAGAUGAAGCGUCAGCAGUCUGGCCCGACUGCUAUCAAUGUGGAAGAAGCGUCAGAUCGGGUCACAACACCUCAUGCAUCUGCUGGCGCAGCUGCUGCAAUUUCAGCUGGCUGA